AUGGAGGGGUACCAUGGCGCCGAGUGCGACAGGGCAUCCGAGACCUUGUCCUUUGUAGAGGAUGAAGAAGAAGAGGAAGAAGAGGAGGAGGAGGAGGAGGAGGAAGAAGAAGAGGAGAAACAGUUUGUUUUCCUGAUGCUGCGCUCCUACCAUCAGGAAAAUAACGAACGAGGCGGUGGCUCGGUGCCCAGCGCAUGGCAGUGGUCCUGUGCAGGAUGUGGAGGCGUCUGCAACCUGAUCCGUGUGGACGGACUCCUCUGGCCAUGCCAGCGCUGGCGGGUUCAGAAAGAGACAGUGAGGCCUGAGAGUGCCCUGCCGUGUAUCGGGUCACAAAGCUUCUUCAUUGUCCUGACUAAAGCCUAUUGGUUUGGGGUGGAUACUGUAGGAAUAACCAAAGACAUGCAUAUUGACAGCUUAAGUUUAUGGCACUUUUUUUCUGUUGUUCUUUUUGUUUUUAGUUUGAAAGAUCUUAUCCAAAGUGAAGAUGUGAAACCCAAGCUGCAGUACAUCAUGACUAAUCCUUCCUUUUCUAUGGUAACAGUUCAAAGUGAAGACAGUGGGAUAACCUGGGAAACAAGCUCGAGCAGAUGUUCUACUCCCUGGACCUCUGAAACUAGCACAACUUCUGAUCUUUACAGUAUGGAAAGUUCACCAGUAGGUUCUCCUCCAGGAAAAGUUAUCUUUAUUAUGGAUGAAGGUAAGAUUGUUCGGAAAAGGAAGCGCAGACCUUCAAAUAGGGUGCCAAUGGCUACAAGCCUGAAGAGAGGCCAGGGCAAUAAAAAACGUGACUCUUCUGGAAUGCAGAGGCAAGAACAAAGAACUGUUCUAGGGGCUGUGCAGGCCUCCAUGUUGAAUGUUGAACAGGUGGAAGCGCAAGACACAGAUGAGGAAAUGCUGGAGGACAAAGAAGAUCUAGAGAACAUUGCAGAAGAGCCAGUCAAACGUGCUCCGAUAAGAUCAAUAUUUAGAGAGAGCAGGCUGAGAAAAGUAGGGCCGAUCCUUGGAGGACCAGUACAAGCUAGAAUCCAGCUGUUCAACUCAAUUUUUGGAGGGACUGGGCUAGCCCCUGAAGCAUUGGAGAAAAUCAGAAUUCAGAGAAGUAUCUCAAUUUCAGGAGAUUCUGAAGCACUGCUUGAAACAUCAGUAAAAGAAAAAUUGCAGAAGUUCAGUUCACUUUCAGAAGCAACACAUCCAAAACUUUUCCAAACAGUAAGAAGUAGAAAUCUUGAAACACCAUCUGAGAGAAGAAAGAAGCAAAGACAGCAACUCGCAGCACAUUCAAAUCAAAGUUAUUCUUCACCAUCAACACCUCUUAAAGAGCAGCUCACGAAUACAGAUGAUGUGUCAUCUGAAAAUAUUAAACCCAUUAAAAUGAAAGGUAAACCAAGCAGAUUUUCAAGCUUUGAUGCAGAAACAACUCUUAAACGUGAAGAAAGAAAAGACAGCCAGUCUCUUCUGGAGACUUCAGAUCAGGUAUCGGGGCAGUCAUUGAAGUCCUGCCCUCCUGAAGAAGCCAGGAAGCAGCAAAGUUAUUCACCUGCAACCAAAACAUCCAUAGCAGAGCAAUCAACCUCCAUUUUAUUGGAGUCUGAUGAUAAAUCAGAGACACAAGUGCCAGUUCCAUCAGCUGAAACUGCAAACAAGAAAUCAGACCAGUGCCUGCUGACAGCUUCAGGUCUGCUGGAUGAACAGAAGGAGCAGAAAAUUCAACCUAAUUCUGCACCUCAGUCUGUUUCAGCAGAUACUGUUGACGAAUUAGGUAGGCAAAGUACCCAGCCUAUUUUGCCUACAGCUUCUGUGUCAGAACUUUCUGAGAGGGAAGCAUGGAAGGCAGCAGUUGAGUCUUAUUUACCUAGUGCACCAUCAGCUAAGCCCAAAUAUUCCACUCUAUCUGAAACAAUACAGGAGGAUAUUAUUCCUCAGUCACCAGAAACUGCACAAACUCAAUCUGCACAGGUGCUUUUACCACAUUCUGUAGGUGAAACAGAGAAGCAAGAAACUCAGUGUCACUUAUCAACAACUGCUCUGUCAGAAACUGAGCCUUCAGGUCUAUUCUACUGUGCUGAAGAAAAACAGGUUCAGAAGACCCCACCACCAGAAACACAAAAUGUUCACUUAGAGAAAAAAACAGAGUCUAAACGAGACCUUUCCUUCUCCCUUCAGGAAACAGAGGAGCACGGAAUUAAACUAAAUUCACCUAUUCCUGAAAAUAUAGAUUCUAAAUACUUCAGCAUUUCAUAUCCUAUUCGCACAGAAACACAAGAAUGUCAGAAAACUUCAGCUAUAAGUAAAGCAGUAGAUUUGGAUCACUCUGACUUUUCCAUCAAAAAUAACAAACAAGCAGAGAGAGUGCAAAUGGAGAUGGAGCAUCUAGACUUAUACUCCAGCAAACAAACUGAGGAAUCAGAGAGAACACAGGUGGAGAAAGGCCAUCCAGACUUCUCUUUUUCUGGGGAAGAAACAGAUGAAUUGGAGGCUGCACAGCUGGAGAUGGAGCAUCCCGACUUUUCUUUUUCCAGGGAAGAAAUGGAGGAACGAGGAAGUGCCCAACUAGAGACAGAACAUCCCGAUUUCUCAUAUGCCAGGGAAGAAAUGGAGGAAUUAAAGAGUGCCCAGCUGGAGACCGAGCAUCCAGAUUUCUCGUAUUCCAGGGAAGAAGCAGAGGUAUCAGAGAGUACAAAACUGAAGACAGAAAAUCCAGAAUUGCUUUUUUCCAGGAAAGAAACAAAGGAAUCAAAGAGUGCCGAACUGGAGAUAGAACAGCCCGAUUUCUCAUACGCCAGGGAAGUAAUGGAGGAACUUGAGAGUGCCCAGCUGGAGACGAAGCAUCCAGAUUUCUCGUAUUCCAGGGAAGAAACAGUGGAAUUGGAGAGUUCACAACUGGAGAAAGAGCAUCCAGAAUUUUUUUCCACAAAAGAAACAGAAGAAUCAGUGAGUGCACAGCUGGAAAUGGAGCAUCCAGACUUUUCUUUUUCCAGGGAAGAAGCGGAGGAAUCAGAAAGUGCACAGUUGGAGACAGAGCACCCAGAUUACUCAUAUUCCAAAAAAGAACCUGUAGAAUCAGAAAGUGUACAACUGAAGAUGGAGCACCCAGAUUUAACAUAUUGCAGAGAAAAAAUGGCAGAAUCUGAGAGUGUACAGCUGGAGAUGGAGCAUCCAGACUUUUCUUUAUCCAGGGAAGAAGUGGAGGAAUCAGAAAGUGCACAGCUGGAAAUGGAACAUCAGGAAUUUUUAUUUUCCAGGGAAGAGACAGAAAAACAGAAAUCUGUUCCUUUUGAAGUGGAACAGGCAGAGUCUUAUUUCCCUGAAGAAGCAGAGCAAGAAGAUACAGCACAGCUUGCACCUGUAUCUUCAGAUUUAUCAUGUUGGAUGGAAGUAGUAGAGAAAGUAAGUGCUACGGAACUCAAAUUGGUACCUCCCGGUAUAUCUGAUUCCACUAGCAGAGCUGAGACACAGCAGACUGGGUAUCUGGAAACACCAUGUUCAGAUUUACCAUAUCGCACAAACAAAACAAAGCAGCAAGAAUUUGCACAAGCAGAUUUGGACAAUUCUCUUAUGUCAUAUUUUGGUGACAAAGGAGAACAGCUGCAGCCUGUACAGCAGGUUUCACAACCUGGAGGUAAGCUGUAUUCCUGUGCUGAGGGAGUGCAAGGAGAAACUACUCAGCUGCAGUCAGAGCACUCAUUUUUGUCAUAUUCUGCUGAAACACUACAGCAACAUAAAACCUCACAGCUGAGGGCAGAACAGCCAGAGACAUUAUGCUCCACUGACAAAAGAGAACAACAGGAAAUACUGCAACCAAAGUUGGAACAAGCAGAUUCACUAUAUUCCCACAGAGAAACAGCACAAGAAGCUGUAAAAAGAGACUUAGAAGGUCCAGAGCCAUCAUGUUUCAUUAGUGAAGCAGAGCAACUUGAAAAUGUACAACUAGCUUCAGAAAAUAAGGAUUUCUCAUUUAUCACUGGAGAAGUAAUGCGAGAAGGCGUGGAAUCAGGGAUUUUUGGCUCCUUAGGCUCAGUUGACAGAGCAAAGCACUGGGAAAUGGCACAAAUGGAGCAGAAGCAGUUGCUUCCGUCCUGUUCCAUUGCUGGUAGUCAGCAACAGGAACCAGAACCACUGGAUGUGGCCCAGCCAGAUAUAUCAUAUUCCUCUGGCAGAAUGGAACAACAAGAUACAGUACAACAAGAUCUGGAACAGCAGGAAACAGCACAACAAAAAGCUAUGAAAAUGGAGUAUUCAGAUUUUUCAGAAACCUCGGGGAAAGGAGAGCCACAGGUCACAGACCAAACUGAUGUGGCACAGCAAGAAAUAGCUCAACAACAGUUAGUGCAUCCAUCUUUGCCAUAUUCUUUCAGUGAACCAAUGCAAGAACAAAUGCAAACAGAGCCAGCGUAUCCAGGACAGGUAUUUUGUCUAAGUACAGAAAUGCAGGAGGAAAUGACACAACACAAAUCAGAGCAACCAUUUCUUCCAGGUUUUGCUGGCGAAACAAAGCAACAAGAAAUAGUACAUCUAGAGCUGGAGCAAACACUUUUGCCAUCUACCAGUGGAAAAGAAGCUCCACUGGAAAUGGAAGUGAGUUCAGAAUACCCAGGUUUGUCAUAUUCCUUUCAUGAAGCUGAACAACAGAAAACAUUGAAACAUCCAACCUUACCAUUUCGUUUGAAGCAACAAGAACCUGCACCACUGGUGAAGGAACAUCCAGAUUUUUCAUGUGACACUGCUGAAGCAAAACCAGGCAACAUCAUAGAGCCAGAGUUGGGACAUCCAGAGCUCUCAUACUCCAUGGGAGAAACACAACAACAAUCAGAACAUUUGGAUUCACCAGGAACCCUGGGUGAAGCAGCACAAGAUGAAAGUGUGGAAGCGGAAUCUAAAUACCCAAAUUUGUCAUGUACUUAUGGCCAAAAAAACCACCAAGAAACUUCACAGUUGGAUUCUAAAUAUCUGGAUUUAUCGUUUUCUUUUGGUAAAGCCAAAGAACAAGCAACUCAAGAGUUUGAGUCUAAACAUCAAGAAUUGCCUAAAGUGGCCAGAAAAAGAGCUUCUCCAGCAAUGGCACAAAUAGAUUCGAAACAUCCAGAUUUGACAUACUCCCCUGGCAAAGUAAAUGAGCUGGAAGUUGCACCAUGGGAAGUGACGCAUCCUGAUUUGUCACAUUCCACCAAUGAGACAAAUCAACAAGAAGUAGCACUGUUGGAUCAGAAACAGAGAAAAAUUUCUGUCAGCAGAGAAAAGCAGCAGCAAACCACAAAACAGCAGUUAGAGCAAGAAAAGUUAUUACAUUCUCCUGGUAAAACAGAGAAAUUAAAACAAGUCCAGGAGGAUUCGGAAGAACCAGGCUUAUCUUUUUCCACUGACAGGCUGAACGAUCAAAUGGCCUCACUAGAGGGAGAACAUCCCGAUGUGAUAUAUCCUCUGGACAACGCAGGGGUGCAACGAAGAGUACAACACGAAAUGGAGCAGACUUACCGCUUUGGAACAGCAGAACAGAAAACAGUUCAGCCAGAAGGGGAAAUUCCACAUUUGGCCCAUCCUGUGGGUAUGGCAGAAGAAGAAGAAGGAAUGGCAGAACCAGGGCAGGGACAUCUUGACUUGCCUAAUUCAGUUUUCAAAGCAGGAGUGCAAACUGCGCAGCUGAAACCUGAACACCCUGGUCUAGCAUGUUCCCUUGACGAAGUGCAGGAAACCACCCGGCUGGGGUUGGAACAGCCAGAUGCUUUGUGUGUUUGUGACAAAACAGAGCAGCUCCCACCUGCCCAGCUGGACCUGGGCCACGCAGACUCGGCAUCCCCUGCUGACAAAGUGGGGCAGCCAGGGAUGGAGCACAUAGCCAUGGGAUGUCCUGAUGAGGGACAGUCUGUCAGCAAAGCAGAGCAUCCACAAACUGCAGAAGAUAAACUAGGAGCUCCAGAUGCAUCAUCUCAUAGUGGAAAAGUGGAGCAAAGAGAAGUGACAAAACCAGAGCCAAAGCAUCCUGAUUUACCAUAUUCCAUUGACAAAACACAGACACAAGAAACUACACAACUGGCGUUAGGAAAAUCAGAUCUAUCAUCUUGGCUUGGCAAAACAGAACAAGCACGCACAGCUCAAGAAGAGCAGGCAGGUUUCUUGCAUUCUUUCAAAAAAAAUGCACGAGGAGAGAAAGCACAGCCAGAAUUGGGACAUUCACAGUUAUCUUAUUCUGUUGGUGAAGCAGAACAGGAAACUGCACAUGAGAAAUCAAACUAUUCAGAUGUAUUUGCUGGCAGAUUAGAACACCAGGAAAUCAUACAACCAGAGGCAGAAAUAAUGGAUUUAUCGUGCUCAAUUGGUGAAACACAGCAACCUCAAAUUGCUGAAGUGGAUUUGGAGUAUCCGGAUUUAUUGCAUUCCACUGGCAUAGUACAGCAACAAGAAAAGAUUCAACCAGAGGGGGAACAGCCAGGCAAUUUUUCAUCAUUGCUUAGCAAAGAGGAGCAAUGCGAAAGUUCAGGAAUGCAGGCAGAACACCCUGAGCUGCGGUGCUCUUCUGGGAAAACAGAAGGACUGCGGCAUUCCCAAGCAAAAUCAGAAUAUGCAGAUUUGUCAUUCUCUGUUGGCCCAGCAGAACCUCAUAAAGCAACACAGCCAGACCUGAAAGAACAGAAUUUGUUGCAUUCUUUUGUCAAAACAAAGCCAUCAUGGGGUGCCCCAUUGGAACCCGAACACCCAGAUGUCACAGAUGCCGUGGGCAAAGUACUGCACCCUGAUUUGUCCUCUUCCGUUAGUGAAGAAAAACAAAAUACACAACCAGAGGUCAAACAGGAGAGAGGAAGCUAUACAUUACACCCAGAGGAAACAGCACGACUGAAAUUGGAACAGCCAAUGUUUUCAAGUUCUCCCUGCACAGCAAAGCAACCCAACAGGGCCCUACCGGAAGGGGAAUUCCCAGACUUCUUGUAUUCCUCUGGCAAAAAAGAGCAACAAGAAAUGGCAAAACAAGAGUUGGAGCAUUCAGAUUUAUCAUAUUCCGCUGAUAAAACACAGCAACAAGAAACCACACAACUUGGGUUAGGACAACUAGAUUUAUCAUCUUGCCUUGGGAAGACAGAGAAACCACGAACUGUUCAAGUGGAAGCAGAGCAUCAGGACUUGCUGCAUUUCACUGGCAAAACAGAACAUCGAGGAACAGCACAACCAGAGAUUGAGCAUCCAGAUUUGUCAGAUUCCAGUGACAAAGUAGAGCAGCCACCAGCCACACAACAGAAGUCAGAGCAGCCUGUAACACCCCAUCCCACUGGAAAAACAGAGCAGCAGGGAACAGCACAUCCAGAGCAGGAGCUUCCAAAUGUAUCAUAUUCCAUUUGCAAAACACUGUCACAAGAAGCAACACAGAUGGACUUAGGGCAACAAGAUUUGACAUAUGCCCUUGGUAAAACAGAUGAAAUGCAAACUGUGCAAGGUGAACUGGAACAUACAGGUUCGUUGUAUUCUUCAGGCAAAAGAGAACAAGAAAUGGUAUUGCCAGAGUUGCAACAUCCGCAGCUACCUUACACUGUUAGAGAAAUAGGAGAAGAACCUACACAUCAGAAAUCAAGCUAUCCAGAUUUGUCAUAUUAUAUUGGUCGACAAGAGCACCAGGAAGUUGAACAACCAGAGAUGGAAGACAUGGAUUUAUCCAAUCUAGUGGGUAAAUCAGAGAACUUACAUCCUGCCCAAGAAGUACUGCAACAGCCAGAGCUUUUGGAGUCUUUCAGCACUCUAGAGGAAAAGGGAAUGUCCCAGCCUGGCUUUUUGCAGUCCUUUGGUGAAGAAAAGCAGAAACCAGCUUCACAGUUAGACUUAGUGCAACCAGGUUUGUCACAUUUGCUUGGCAAAACAGAAAACCAGGAAACAGCACAAGCAGGGUUCAUAUCUUCUGAUUUUUCAUAUUCCACAGGAAAAGCAGAGGAGCAGCAACUGGAACAACUAAAAUCAAAAUAUCCAGAUUUGUCGUAUUCUCUUCGCAAAGCAGACACUCACGAAAUGAAACCACCAGAUUUAUUGUACUCCUAUGGAAAGACAGAGCAACCACAAACUGCCCAGCUGGAGCAUCCAGAGACAUAUUUCAUGGGUGAAACGGAGGGGAGGGAUGGACCCCAACCUGAACUGCAGUGCAUGAAUUUGCAGUACUCUGUUGUUCAAACGGAGCAACCAGUAACAUCUUCUAUAUCAUAUACCUUUGAUAGGACUGAAGAGCCGGGAACUGCACAAAUGCACUUCAAACAAUCAGGUUUAUUAAGUCCUACUGAUAAAGCAGACGAGCAUGGAAUGACCCUUCUGAGAGCAGGGCAUUCAGAGAAGCGACACACUGGUGCUCCUUCAUCUCUAACUUCUCAGCUGGAAACUGAGCAAGAGAUAUCCUUUUCCACUGAGGAAGCAGAGACCCAAAAAAUUCAACUCUAUUCAUCUCUUACUGAACAAACGAUGUCUGUACCUUUGGCUGUUUCGCAUUCUGUCACUGAAACAAAACCAGAAGGAAGUCCAAAGUCUUCACCUGUAACUGGAGGCCCAUCCCCCAAGAACUUAAAUUUAUCUUACACCUGCUGUAAAACAGAGCAGUCAGAAACUGCCCAGCCUGAGUCAAGUUUGUUCUUUGCAAGAAAAGAAGCAGAGAAUACAAAUAAUCACCUACAUUUGUCCGGGGCUGCACCAUCAGAGGCUGAACAUAUAAUAUUACCUGAAACACAGAGAGAUAAGACUCCACAUUACUUCCACACAACUACGCAAUUACAAUCUGAACAAUUAAAUGUAUCAUAUUCUACAGAUAAAGCAGAAGGUCUAGAAGGUCAAGAAUGUUUAACUGUACCUUCGAAACUGGAAUGUGAACCUUCAGUUCCAUUUUAUUCAGCUGAUGAAACAUGUCAGCAAGAAAUUCCACCUUAUUCAAAACCAGUCUCUGAGUAUAUGGCUCCCACACAGUCCCUUGCUGAAGAAGAAAAGCAAAACAUGCAACCACUUAUUCCCCAGUCUGCACAAUCAGAGUGUAAACAUGGAAGUCCACCACAUGAUGAAAAAGAGUUGCAAAAAACUUGGCUCCGUUCACCUAAAACAGCAAGCUUGAAGGCAGUGCAGUCAGAAAGUAUGUCUCUAACACACACACAAGACCAAGAUGAGCAAGAAUCUCAAGAUCUUUUGUUGGACACAAAAUAUUUAUCAUCAGAGCAGCUAAGAAGUCCCCCCAAAUUCACUACUGAGCAGGAUAAGCAAGAAAUGCUGCCUGAUGUACAGACAGUGCCAAGGUCAGUGACCACAGAGCUGAAGGUGGCUGCUGUAGCAGAUGGGCAAGCAGUGUCAUCAGAUUCACUUGUACCUUUUGAUACACUACAUGAGAAGUCAGUAUCAGUGGCUUUCACUGAUGAUGAAGAGAAACAAAAUAUUCCAUCAUCUUUGUCUGGUGUAGUAGGCAUGCUUGGAAAGCAAUCUAACAUACUUUCAGGCAUUUAUACUGAAGGAGAGUAUAGACAUGAAAUACAACGAUAUUUUGCAGACCAAAAGCAUACAUCCUUAGAGCAUCCGGGAGCUGUUUCAUCAGAUCUUGCUCAUGAAACUGUGACACAAAAACUUGAGCUUUAUUCUGGUGAACAGGGCAGCCUUUCUUCAUCAGAGAUGAAGUCUGUUAGCUCUACUUCUGAUGAAAAGCAGAAUUCAGAUAUUCCACCUUUUGGGCUAGCUAGCUGGCUGGCAGAAGAGGUGAAAUCUUGCUCAAUUAGUCCAAUAAGAGCUGCAGAAGAAGACAAGCAAGGAAUUCAGCUCUCUCCAAAUGAAGCUUCUGAUUUUGAAUCAAAAAAAUUCCCAGCUGGAAGCUGCACAGAACUUACAGUUGGUGGUACUAGAAAGUACAAAAGACACAUAUUUAAAGUUUCUGAUUCAGAGUCAAGUGAAAUUUCUCACAGAAUGUCCUCAGACACUGGUGACAGAACGCAAAGGUAUGAUGUACGAUCUCCAGCAGGAGAUAAUCCAGGUCCAGACAAAGUUUCAGAGCGUGAAACUAGCAUUGGAAACCCUACAAAAAUGGAAGCAAUGCAACAUCUGGGGUUAGACAAAGUGUCUGAAGUGCCUGAACAUUACCUGAGAGGAGAAGAGGAAGAAAUGGAGCAUGCGAGUACUGUAGAAGACAGUCAGCAUGCACCAGAGACUACUGAACAAAAAGAUCUAUUUAAUAUAAUUUCAGAAGGUUAUGAAAUACUCAAUAUUCAUGCUUCUACAUGUAUUUCUUCUGUUGAUCAAGAAGAAAGUAAGCACAUGCCAGAUAAAUUAGAAUACUUGGAAACAAAUCCUUCACUUAAAAGAAAAUUAGCUGAUGAUGGCCAUAGAGCCCUAGCUUCUGGAACAACCACAGAAAUUUCAGAAAGCUCAAUGCUGGGAAAGCCUGCAAGCCAUGAAUUAAAAGAAUUGGUCAAAAAUGAUGAUGUUGAGGGAAUUGGAGAAAUACAACAAGAAAAUCCCAUGUUGCCAGAAAACAAGAACAAUGCAGUGUUGGAUCCUAAGAAUGGUAUGGCCGAUAUGGACUAUUUUGAAAAAUAUACAUUGAUUGAUGAUAAAUCCCCAAUUAAGCCACAUUUUGAAAGACCAAGUUCAUUGUUUCCUGUGACAGAAGAUCCCAAAGAACCUGUGGAAGAAGCCACAACUUCUAAAGAAAGUGCUGAGGUAGAUACUUUGGAAGAAGAGUUUUCCUUACUUGAGGACCUGGAUGAAGUCUUUUAUGGUACUGUGAAAGGAGAAGACAAAAUGCAAUCCUAUGCAGAUGCUCCAGACCCUUUACCUCUGCAGAAAUCAAUUGAUAUUAGCAGUAAAAAGAUUACAAAUGUAGAAGAUGAACAGAAGUCACCAGGGACCCCACUCUUUGAUUCAGAAGAAGGGGUGCUAGAACGAUCUCUGUUGUUCCCUACAACUGUUGCUGCAGUUAAUCCAGAGCUUCUAGAGGAGCCCCCUGCUCUGUCAUUUUUAUACAAGGACCUCUAUGCGGAAGCAGUAGGAGAAAAGACAAAGGAUGAGACUCCCUCUGAUGAGGAAAGUGGUAAUUCUAAUGUGUCUUUCCAUAGUAGAAAUUCAGACACAGAUGAUGGAACAGGAGUAUACUUUGAAAAAUAUGUUCUUAAAGAUGAAAUUCUAAGUAAGGCCAUAGGGCCUCGAAAGGACCAGAUACCAGAGGAUGAGUCCUUUAGUGGAGUAAUUUCAGUUCAGAGUUCGGAGGACAAACACAGGCAGGGGUCUGGUGAUGUUGAAUGUGUCAGAACUGAGGAUCUGCCAGAAUGGGGUGUUGUGGAGAGAGAGAAAGUCCAGGUUGAUAGUGACAUUCAAGCAACAAUUUGUAAACCAAUGCAUGCCAUUCCUUUUGGAAGCAAAGUAAUUCUUUCAGGUGCAAUAAUUGAUACCACUGAACAAAGAGAAGAAGAAAAUGUACCUGUAGAAACAACUGAGGAGUUGCCAGAGCAAUCAAGUCAUCAAGCGUAUGGUCAAGUAGUGGAUUAUCAGGGAGCUGCAUACCAAGAAGCUGGUAAUAAGCAGGAAGAAAAGCAUGACAUAACAGCAGUUCCUCAAAUGGAAAAAUAUGUCCCAUAUGUCAGGACUCCUGUUGAAGACAGUGAAGAUGAUCAGUAUACUCAGGAAAAUCUUUCCUGUGUCCCUACCAUUCAGCAAACAGAGAAACCAGACAUGCAAAGAGAGGAACACCACCCUGAUGUUUAUGAAGAUCUCGCUGUAUCAAUGGACUAUGAUGUGAUUACACAAGAAGAACUUUUGCAAGAUGAAAUAUCAUCUCAAUUAACACACGAGGAGCUAUUAUUUGAAGAAAGGGACUCUUUUGAUCAUGCUGGUGAUAGUUAUGAAUUUGUUAAUGAGCCAGAGCAAAGAACACCUGUUGAGCUCGAAGAUUCAGGUUUUGUGGUGAUGUAUCCUGAAAAAUCAGCAACAAACGUUCCUCAAGUUGAGAGCCCACAAAAAGAACCGAAGAAAGCGCAAGCAGACACAUAUUGUUACCACUGCAAAUGCCCAAUAUCUGCUAUUGACAAGCUUUUUGGAGAACAUAAAGACCAUGAAGUCACAGCACUAGAUGAUGCUGCAACCAAGAUGAAGGAUCAGUUAAGUGAAUUGCUAAUAGCACUGGAAGAAAAGUCGAUGAAGAUUGAAGAGUUUGUGAGUGAUAUUGAAUUGCUGUUUAACACUGUUGAGGAAAACUGUAAGAAAAAUGCAGAGUUAUUAGAAAAGCAGAAUGAAGAGAUGCUUAAGAAAGUGGUAGCACAGUAUGAUGAGAAAUCAGAGAACUUUGAGGAAGUGAAGAAGAUGAAAAUGGAGUACCUGUAUGAGCAGAUGGUUAACUUCCAGCAAACUGUUGAUUCAGCAAAGGAAACUUUGGAGACAACAGUAAAAGAAAUGGAAGAGCUUGAUGGAUUUGUCUUCCUAAACUCAUCUAAAGAAUUGAAUAAAAGGUUACUUUCUGCAAUGGAUACUACUCUCUCUUUAGAAAAGGUGCCCAGUGCUUUUUCACUGUUUGAGCACUACAUGGACAGUCCAGGACAAAGCAACCAGCACUCCUUAAAACAUGUGGCUGUCCCACAGACACCAACUGUUGUACCCCAGGAACCAAACUCAGCCACCAGCACCUCUAUUGCCAUCUACUGGGCUGUGAACGAUGGGGACACCAUUGACUGUUUCCAGGUCUACUGUAUGGAGGAGCCACAAGCCAGCAAAGAUGCAGGGGGUCUGGUGGAAGAAUACAGAGUGACGGUGAAGGAGAGCCACUGCAUUCUGGAGGACCUCGAGCCAGAUCGCUGCUACAGUGUGUGGGUCAUGGCUGUGAAUGGCACAGGCUGUAGCUUACCCAGUGAAAAAUCCAUUUUUAAAACAGCACCCGCCAUCCCCACCAUCAAGGCCGAGGACUGCACGGUGUGUUGGGACACGGCCACUGUCCGCUGGCGUGCCAGGUCAGCGUCGGCAGAGUCCUUCACCCUGGAGUACUGCCGACAGCACUCGUUGGAAGGAGAGGGUCUCAGAUCUUUUGCUGGUAUAAAGACACCUGAACUGAAAGUAUCCCUGGAGCCCAAUGUGAACUAUUUCUUCUACUUGAGGGCUGUCAACCCGUUUGGGAUAAGUGAACAAAGUGAAGCAGCUCUCAUCUCAACUAAAGGAACUCGAUUUCGCCUGCUGAGCGACACAGCCCAUCCCGCUUUGCAAAUCUCCUCUAAUGCAACGGUGAUCCGCCUUCCUGACAAAGCCAAAUUCACUGGGUUUCCUUCAGUCCUGGGUGAACUGCUGCCUGCUCAGGGACAUCAUUAUUGGGAAAUCAUUGUCUCUGCCUGCAGAAGCUACAGAAUUGGGAUUUGCUAUGAGGCAAUAUCACAGAGCAGCAUUCUGGGGCUGAGUGAUACCUCCUGGUGCCUGUGGUGCUGUCCUACACAAACCAGCUUUCUCUACAGAUCUCUUCACACUGGUGUGAUGAGUGAUGUCCAUGUGACAGAACACCCAUGCAGGAUCGGCAUCCUGUUGGAUUACAGCGGUGGCAGACUGUUGUUCUUCAAUGCAGAGCGAGGACUGGUGCUGUUCACCAUCAGGCACAAAUUCACUGAUGCUGCUCACCCGGCCUUUGCCCUGGAGAAGGCUGGGGUGCUUACCCUGCGCACAGGAAUGGAGCUGCCGGAGUUUGUGAAGCACAGCUAAUCCCCUGCUUCACACUUUCAGGAAAACUGAUAAUUACAGCGUCAGGGGACAGGGAAGGG
Molecule: messenger RNA, 13718 nt
Organism: Opisthocomus hoazin
Lineage: Eukaryota; Metazoa; Chordata; Aves; Opisthocomiformes; Opisthocomidae
Source: RefSeq, a predicted model, not a curated record